UGUCAGCUGGCUCCAGUGUUAUGCUCAUCGACCUCUGCCAACCGGCCGUACUGACCCAUCCAUACGUUACCGUUUUCACUACAGUUCUGCACGAUCGUACAGCUGAAUAUGGCAAGCCAGUCUCAGGGAAUUCAACAGCUAUUACAAGCUGAGAAGCGAGCUGCGGAAAAGGUUGCAGAGGCACGGAAACGUAAGAACCGUCGCCUGAAGCAAGCCAAGGAAGAGGCCCAGGCUGAGAUUGAACAGUACCGUUUACAAAGAGAGAAGGAGUUCAAGACAAAGGAGGCAGCGGCACUGGGUUCCCAUGGAAACUCCGCGGUGGAAGUAGACAAGGAGACCAUGGAUAAGAUGGGUGGCAUCCAGAACAGCUACCAGAUGAACCGUGAGGCGGUGCUGGGCAACCUGCUGAAGAUGGUGUGCGACAUCAAGCCCGAGAUCCAUGCCAACUACCGCGUGGCUGGGUAGGACAACUCCUCCCACUCACCCUCAACAUGCGGCAGGAUAAAGACUUCCAUUGUGCAGCAAUCAGGGAUGCUCCAGGCGUCGCUUGGAGAUUUAAGCUGGUUGUCAUUACAGCCUUUUGCUUUUUGUUCGCGUUCUGACUUUACUGUUCUCUAAUGUUCUCUCCCUGUUUUAAAGCUGAGUUCUGUGGUCAGCCCACCGCAAUUUGAGUCCUAUAAACAGUGCAGAUCCAUUACACUAAAAUGUGUGCCACUAAAACUAGCAUGAAA
Molecule: messenger RNA, 731 nt
Organism: Megalops cyprinoides (Indo-Pacific tarpon)
Lineage: Eukaryota; Metazoa; Chordata; Actinopteri; Elopiformes; Megalopidae
Product: V-type proton ATPase subunit G 1-like
Exons: 3
Coding region: 109-465 (118 amino acids)
Biological process (GO): proton transmembrane transport
Cellular component (GO): vacuolar proton-transporting V-type ATPase complex
Molecular function (GO): proton-transporting ATPase activity, rotational mechanism
Source: RefSeq, a predicted model, not a curated record